Molecule: messenger RNA, 1365 nt
Organism: Dujonia railenensis
Lineage: Eukaryota; Fungi; Ascomycota; Pichiomycetes; Serinales; Debaryomycetaceae
Source: the annotation of a GenBank genome assembly
AUGUCACUCCCUACCGUUUACUAUAACGACGAUCCAAAGUCUUUCGCGCACCCAACUUGCCAUAAGAGAUGGCCAAUUAUUCUUAAGGACAGUAUUAGAGAUGUCAAGAAACAGAUAGUACCCUCCAAUGCGGAAGCCGGGGACGAAAUUGUGCUGAAGUUGAGCAACCUACUUGAAGCUUUAGAAUCCGAUGCCAAAGUUCUUCCAUUCACAGAGGAAGAGAUUGCCCUCAAUGCCGAUUUAUCCCACUACAAUGUGACCCUUGCCGAGUUCAACUCCAAGAAGGAAGUCACUUGGCUCACUGGACCCUGGUUAUUCUUAGAGUGCUACAUUUACCAACUCAUUAACUUGUACAUUCUCCAAACCAAGAAUGAAUUCUGGAUCAAAAAAUUCGAUUUUUUCGAAGACUUGAAGAACCAGACUUUCAAGCAAUCUGAGUUUGGGGUGCUCGAAUUAUGUAAACGUUAUGAGUUACUUAGCGAGCAGAUCAAGGGCGAAAACAUUGACUUGGAAACAUUGAAAUUAUUGUUUAACGAGUUUAUCGACGUUUCCUUGUGGGGUAAUGCCACUGAUUUGUCAUUACUCGCUGGUAAUGUCACCCUUGAAGAUAUCAAGUCAGUGCAAGGAGCUGAAGUCCGUAAGAAGAAUGAAGAAAAGAUCUUAAUCAAUGAUCUUGAGGAUGCUUGGAAAAAGAUAGCAGCAAGCGAAAAUACCAAUAAGAGGAUAGAUAUUGUCUUAGAUAACUCUGGAUUUGAACUUUUCACUGAUCUUGUCUUGGGACUUUUCUUAUUGGAUACGAAGCUUAUUAGUGAACUCCACCUUCACGUGAAGAGUAUCCCAUGGUUUGUAAGUGAUACAAUGACUAAAGAUUUCCAUAAUCUCUUGGAUCAAUUGGUAGACCCAAAAUUCUUUGAAGAAACUAUCCAUAAAGAUCAAGAUAACGAAAAGGCUAUCAAGUACUUACAUUCGAAGUUGGUAGGUUACUUUGAAAAUGGCAAUAUUAAAAUAGAUGAACAUAAGUUCUGGACUUUGGAUUACAACUACUGGCAAAUUCCCAAGGAAACUGAUUUAUACAACUCCUUGUUGAAAUCGGAUUUGAUUAUCUUUAAAGGUGACUUAAAUUAUAGAAAGCUUACCGGGGAUUUGAUGUGGGACAAGACUACCCCGUUCAAAACCGCAAUUCAGGAUUUAGCAACUUCAAAGUUACCAAUUUUGAGCUUAAGGACCUGUAAGGCAGACGUUGUCGUAGGAUUGCCGGAGGGGGUCAAUGAGAAGUUGAUUAAGACAUACAAAGAAAUGGGCAAUGAUAUUGGAGAAUUCUGGACCUCUUCUGGAAAAUGGGCUGUAAUCAGUUUCAAUAACUAG